Molecule: messenger RNA, 1317 nt
Organism: Thlaspi arvense
Lineage: Eukaryota; Viridiplantae; Streptophyta; Magnoliopsida; Brassicales; Brassicaceae
Source: the annotation of a GenBank genome assembly
AUGAGCAAGCCCGAAGAAUUUCCCGACCCGAGUCCGGCCGGACCCGAUCCAGAACCUCCGUCUCGAUCUUCCUCCGACAAUGAUCCCGUCGCCGAUCGGGCUCCGUCUGAUCUCAAUCGCGUUUCUGAGGAGCUAAGUGAUCAUCUCAGGAAUGUGGGUUUGGAUGAAGCUGCGAAAGAGCCGAUUAGUGUCUCUGAUGGCAAUGGAGAAACGGAUUCGAGAGACCAGAAGGAAGAGGAAGACGAAGAAGUAGAAGGAAGAGAGCGUGAGAGUACGAUCGAGAAGAGAAUGAUCGCGUAUCCAGUGAGACCUGAUGCAGAGGAUUGCUCGUUCUACAUGAGAACAGGGAGCUGCAAAUACGGAUCGAGUUGCAAGUUCAAUCACCCUGUUCGAAGGAAACUCCAAGUUGGUAGGGAGAAAGUAAGGGAAAGGGAAGAGGAUGUGGAGAAUCCGAAGCUGAUGGAGUGCAAGUACUACUUCAGGACUGGAGGGUGCAAAUAUGGAGAGUCUUGUAGAUUCAGCCACACUAAAGAACAGACUUCUAUGGCGUCACGAACAGAGCUUAACUUCGUUGGCCUUCCUAUCAGACCGGGAGAGAAAGAAUGCCCUUUCUACAUGCGAAAUGGCUCUUGCAAGUUUGGAGGUGACUGCAAAUUUAAUCAUCCUGAUCCUACGGCCAUUGGAGGAGUUGAUUCUCCCUUGUUCCGUGCUAAUAACGGUGGGUCAUUUUCCCCAAAGGACGCGCCUCAAGCGAGUUCGACUUCUUGGUCUUCACCGAGACAUUUGAAUGGUACUGGUACUGGCACUGGUACUGCUCCCUUUAUUCCAGUCAUGUACUCACCGAAUCGUGGAGUUUCACCUCAGACUUCAGAGUGGAAUGGGUAUCAGGCGCCUUCUGUCUAUUCAUCAGAAAUUCCUGCUUCCACAUACCAUGGGAACAAUUCAGUGGCUGAAACCAGUUCAUUCUCGCAAUACCAACAGCAGAUACCUGCCGAGGAAUUCCCGGAGCGUCCGGAUCAACCAGAGUGCAGCUACUAUGUUAAAACUGGGGACUGCAAGUUCAAAUAUAAAUGCAAAUACCAUCAUCCGAAAAAUAGAUUGCCGAAGCAAGCUCCAUCCUCUUUCAAUGACAAGGGCUUGCCCCUAAGACCUGAUCAGAACAUGUGCACACACUACAGCCGCUAUGGCAUCUGCAAAUUUGGUCCAGCUUGUAGAUUCGAUCAUUCUAUACCGCCUACGUUCUCGUCCAACAGCUCCCAAACCGUAGAAGCUCCUCAAGCCACCGGAAACGGAAAUGAAAAUGACGGCUGGAACUGA